Molecule: messenger RNA, 4620 nt
Organism: Closterium sp. NIES-65
Lineage: Eukaryota; Viridiplantae; Streptophyta; Zygnematophyceae; Desmidiales; Closteriaceae
Source: the annotation of a GenBank genome assembly
AUGGCUACCCCUAGUGUCCUAGCUUUUGACGCUGAGGGUUACGCCAUUGAUUUUGAGGUCUGGUUAGACGACCUGCAGCUGUUCUUACAGUGCGACAGAGCAGACGGCCUUUCUCUCUUUGACCUCACCUCUGGCGCCUCUUCUGCUCCUGCUGCUGAUGCUGAUCCCACUGUGCGCUCUCAGUGGGCCACCCGCGAUGCUGCUGCACGUCUUGCUGUGCGUCGCCACCUCCCUACCUCUGAGCGCGCGCACUUUAGUCAGUACAAGAGUGCCCAGACCUUGUACGACGCUGUAGUUGCGCGCUACUCCUCCCCUGCCACUGCUGCACUGAGCCGUCUCAUGCUUCCCUACCUCUUUCCUGACCUCUCUGCCUUUCCCACUGUCGCUGACCUCAUUACGCACCUCCGCACUAGUGACACUCGCUACCGCGCCACCCUUCCUGCUGAGUUCUGCGCUAAGAACCCACCCCCCAUGUACAUCGCUCUCUACUACGUAGUCGCGCGCCUCCCUGACUCCCUUCGCGUCGUCAGGGACCACUUUCUCGCAGUCUGUCCCACCACCCUCACCGUCGACCUCCUCGAGAAGGCCCUCCUCGCAGCGGAGAAGAGCAUAGUCGCUGUAGGUGCUUCUCGUGGUGACCCUCGCACCCCCAUCUUUGAGGGGUGCUCUCCUUCCCCCUUGCUGCCCUCUGUUGCCUCUGCUGCUGCUGCCGACCUGCUUGGUCUUGAGUCGGUCGGCGCGGCGUCUGCCCCUAGUGGGAGACGUCGCUCCAGCAAGGGCAAGGGGGGCAAGGGCGCGGGUGGAGCUGGAGGGGGCGGUGGCGGUGGCGGCGGUGGCGGCGGAGGGAGUGGGGGUGGCGGCGGGACUAGUGGCGGGGGUGGUGGUGGUGGUGGCAGCAGCGGCGGAGACGGUGGUGGUGGUGGCAGCGGUGGUGGUGGAGGCAGCGGCGGAGGUGGAGGCGGCGAAGGUGGAGGCGGUGGAGGUGGCAGCGGAGGAGGCGGUGGUGGUGGAGGAGGUGGAGCUGGUCGGGGUGGUACCCAGCAGCGUAGCGGCGGUGGUGGUGGCCAGCGCUCGCAGCGGCAGCAGCAGCAGCGCUCGCGGGACAUCCCUCCGCCUCAGCAGCUUCGUGAGUGGUACGCUGGGCGUCAGAGGGGUGGGGGUACUGGUUCCUGCACCUACGUUCUUCGUUCCGGCGACCGCGCGGCGAUCUUUGAUCUUGAUUUUGAUGCUAUCCUUGCUGCUAUGUAUGCUGUGACUUAUGGUGAGGAGAAUGAGGGUUACCGGUGUUUCCAGCCCGACCCGGGCAUUGGUACUGCUGCGCUAGGUGCUUGUGAGGCUGCUGCUCUAGGUGCCAGUGCGUCUGCGCUCUUAGGUACUGGUGAGACUGCGCUCUCAGGUACUGCGUCGUCCUCGUCCUCCCUCACUUUCACACUUGACUCCGGGGCUUCUCGCUCCUUCUUUCGAGACCGCACUACCCUUACGCCGCUCGGCCGGCCGGUUGCAGUCUCCCUUGCUGACCCCUCUGGGGGUCCUGUCCUGUCUCACUUCUCCACUGUCCUCCCGUGUCCGGCUGCCCCUUCGGGCACCCUGUCUGGUCUGUACCUUCCCUCGUUCUCUACGAACUUGGUGAGUGGCGCGGACCUGCAGGAUGUGGGGGUUCACCAGUUCACUCCUGCGAGUCAGCGGGUGACCCACUGCACGGAGGCACGCACAGGCCGACACCUGGCCACGUUCUCGCGUCGGCCGGGGUCGAGUCUCUACACCCUGACCGUUGAGUCUCCUCCUGUCCCUGCGUCUGGUCAGGUGGCUGCGUCAGGUCAGGUGCUUGCUGCUGCGUCCCGGUCAGGUCCUGAGUCUGCCCCCUGUUCUUGUCGCCUCCUGUCUCACGAGACUCUCCUGUGGCACCACCGUCUUGGCCACCCCUCCUUGCCCCGUCUUCGGAGCAUGGCUUCCCGUGUCCUUGGUCGCCUCCGGGCUACUCCUCACUCCUCCCACUUCCCCCCGACAGAGGCUCCCCUGCAGACGCUUCACAUGGAUGUGUGGGGCCCAGCCCCCGUCCGUGGGCAGGGUCACGAGCGCUACUUCCUGUUGGUGGUUGACGACUACUCGCGUUACACCACAGUCCUCCCCUUGCGCAGCAAGGGUGCGGUCACUGAGGUGCUGAUCGACUGGAUCCGCGAGGCUCGUCUCCAGCUCAGGAAGAGCUUCGGCUCGGACUUUCCUGUUCUGCGUCUGCACUCGGACAGAGGCGGAGAGUUCUCUUCUCGCCUUCUGCGAGACUACUGUCGUGCACGGGGGAUCCGCCAGACCUUCAUGCUUCCGUACUCACCACAGCAAAAUGGGAUUGCUGAGCGCCGCAUUGGCAUGGUCAUGGAUGUCGCUCGUACGUCCAUGAUGCAUGCGGCUGCCCCCCAUUUUCUGUGGCCGUUUGCGGUGAGGUACGCGGCGCAUCAGCUCAACCUUCACCCCCGGGUCUCUCGGCCUGCGAUGUCCCCAGCCUUGCUGUGGACGGGGAAGGUUGGCGAUGCGUCUGUGUUCCGUGUCUGGGGAUCUCGGGCGUUUGUCCGCGACUUGUCUGCGGACAAGCUGUCCCCUCGUGCUGCUCCCUGUGUCUUCCUUGGCUUCCCCACUGACGCCCCAGGGUGGCAGUUUUACCACCCCUCCUCUCGUCAUGUUCUGUCCUCCCAGGACGUCACGUUCGACGAGUCAGUCCCCUUCUACCGUCUCUUCCCCUACCGCACUCCUUCCCUCCCCCCUCCCCCGGACUUCCUUGUGCCGGUUCCCCCCCCGGUAGACCCCCUCCCCCCUCAGGUUCCUGCCCCCUCAGGUGUGUCCCAGGUAGACGCCGUUGACCCGGUCGAGGUUACUGGUGACUCUGGUGCUGCUGCGGGUGCUGAGCCUGGGGGUGCUGACUCUGGGGGUGCUGUGCGCGGGGGUGCUGAGCCUGGGGGUGCUACUGCUGGGGGUGCUGGGCCUGAGGGUGCUACUGCGGAGGGUGCGGAGCCUGGGGGUGCUGAGUCGGGGGGUGCUGUGCCUGGAGGUGCUGGGUCUGGGGGUGCUGGGUCGGGAGCUGCUGAGCCUGGGGGUGCUGAGCUGGGAGCUGCUGAGCCUGGGGGUGCUGCGUCUGGAGCUGCUGAGCCUGGGGUUUCUCCUGCUGCUGCGCGUGCUGCUGAGUCUGGAGGUGCUGCUGGAGCUGGAGCUGGAGCUUCUUCGACCGUCGAGGGUGCGGGUGCUGCCGGUCCCGGAGCUGCUGGUCCUGCGGGUCCUCCUGGAGCUGGAGCUGCUGAGGGCGUUGGUGCUGAGCCUACUGCUGUUGGUCCUGCCGCUGGAGGUGUGGGUGGCGCUGGUGCUGUCGCUGAGGGUGCUGGUGCUGUCCCUGCUGAGUCUAGAGCUGCCGCGCGGCCUCGGCCAUACUUCGUUCCGCUCCUGCAGCAGGUUCUUGUCUUGCUGAGCGUCGUGAGCCUGCGUCUCGUCUCGCGUCGCCUGUUCUGUGCUGCUCGUGCUAGUGGUCGCAGUUCGCGUCAGCGUCCUCCUCCUGUCCCUGGCACGCACCGGAUGUCUAUGCGUCCGUUCACUGCUCCUCUGCGUGCCCCUUUGCCUUCUCCUCCUGAGUCCUCUCUUCCUGCGCCUGCCGACCCUGAGUCGGACUCUCUUCGUGCUGCCAGUCCUACUGUCACGCGUCUGCUUGCUACUGUCGUCACUGACCCCUCUUUUGAGUCCACUGCUGCGUCUGCUCUAGUCGCUGAGCUCGUCGACUUUGCUGCUCGCUGUCGUCUCGACUACGCUGCUAGUCUUGUUGCUGAGUCUGCGUCUGUCUGUCCUCCGUCCGUCGGGGGUGAGUGUGCUCUUGGCACGGACGUCCUAGAGGACAGGCAGGAGGAGUUACAGUGUCUAGCGGCUGCUUCACCUCAUCUCGCGUCUGUACUGCUUGCCCCUGAGGGAGACCCGGAUGCACUAGACAUCCCGACUCCGCGUUCUUACGCGGAGGCCGUAGAGGGUCCCUACUCCUCUCAGUGGCAGGCAGCUAUGGAUGCAGAGAUGGCUUCCUGGAAGUCCACAGGCACCUACGUUGACGCGGUUCCCCCUCCUGGGGCGAACAUCGUCAGUGGCAUGUGGAUCUUCAGGGUGAAGCGGCCGCCGGGCUCUCCACCUGUCUUCAAGGCACGGUACGUUGCUCGUGGCUUCAGUCAGCGGCAGGGAGUUGACUACUUUCAGACCUUCUCUCCCACCCCGAAGAUGACCACUCUUCGGGUGCUGCUGCACAUAGCCGCUCAGCGCGACUACGAGCUUCACUCUCUCGACUUCAGCACUCCGUUCUUGCAGGGUAGCCUGCACGAGGAGAUCUGGCUUCGCCGUCCACCUGGCUUCACUGGGACUUUCCCUCCUGGCACCCAGUGGAGCCUCCGACGGCCAGUCUACGGUCUCCGCCAGGCACCGCGUGAGUGGCACGACACACUGAGGACUACGCUUGCGGCUCUUGGGUUUGCUCCUUCUUCUGCUGACCCGUCGCUGUUUCUUCGCACCGACACUUCCCUGCCGCCGUUCUACAUCCUCGUGUACGUCGACGACUUGGUCUUUGCCACAGCGGACACUGCUGGACUCGCCUACGUGAAUCCGUAG